This is a messenger RNA of Dissoconium aciculare CBS 342.82, 819 nucleotides long. RefSeq lists its product as uncharacterized. The coding region runs from base 113 to 685 and encodes 190 amino acids. The record is from RefSeq and is a predicted model, not a curated record. NCBI's taxonomy places the organism in Eukaryota, Fungi, Ascomycota, Dothideomycetes, Mycosphaerellales, Dissoconiaceae. The transcript is spliced from 3 exons.
CUCAACUGAAAAAUCGACACAUUUCGGAAUCAUCAAUCAAGUAUACCUCUUAACUCAACCAAACGCGCAGAUCAGUCAUUGGACCUCACGUUUAUUCCAAUAAAUACCUAAAAUGGCUAGGAAGAAGAAUGAUAACCAAUACUAUGUUGUUAUUCGAGGAAGAGAAAUAAACAUCCCAACCAUCUUCCCAUCGUGGAGCCACGUCCAACCCUUAAUAACCGGGUUCAAAAAUAAUAUCCACAAAGCAUUCGUGCGUGAAGAAGAAGCAAUUUCAUGGCUCAACGAGAAGGAAUGUUACAUAUUCGAGUAUCAUCCCGAUAUGCAGAAACCCAACACAAAAACGCUGCCUGAUUCGGCGGCUCCUUGCUACGGUGUCGCCCAUGGUCAACCCGCUGGCAUCUACCACACCUACGCGGAGGUUAAAAACGAGGCCGAUUACGUCCCCCAUGCAUGUCACCAGAAGUUUAACAGUCGUGAGAAAGCCGAAGAAGCUGGCAAGGUUUGGCGCGAGACUGCCGCCCGCGUGCAUUACGACCCUCCGACAAGCAAACCUCGCUGUCGACAAGCAAGUACUGGCGGCCUCGCGAACCAAGACGCAGUGUCCGACCUGGCGGCCCUGAUGAAAGAGAGCCAUCUCAGUGGUGGUUUGGAAAUAAAGAACGAGGUGGGACUUGAAUCGGCUUAAAUCUUAAGAUAUUUAAACAACCUGAUAAAACUUGAAUUAUUUCAUAUGUUCUUCAAUCAGGCUGAGCGAGGAGUUCGGUACUGUUGCGACUGUUGCCUGCAUACCCAUUUGGCUCGUCUCUUUGCCUUUGCCAG